Messenger RNA from Daldinia decipiens, 2390 nucleotides. RefSeq names its product DUF1546-domain-containing protein. The transcript has 2 exons. Gene Ontology annotation, biological process: RNA polymerase II preinitiation complex assembly; transcription initiation at RNA polymerase II promoter. Gene Ontology annotation, molecular function: transcription coactivator activity; RNA polymerase II general transcription initiation factor activity; protein heterodimerization activity. The record is from RefSeq and is a predicted model, not a curated record. Gene Ontology annotation, cellular component: SLIK (SAGA-like) complex; SAGA complex; transcription factor TFIID complex. Lineage: Eukaryota; Fungi; Ascomycota; Sordariomycetes; Xylariales; Hypoxylaceae. The coding region runs from base 741 to 2183 and encodes 480 amino acids.
CUCGCCUGGUUCAAGGCUGAGAAGCUCCUUUACUUUCAUCAUUUCAUCACUUUCUCCAACAUUGAACUCAUGUAGCCUUGUUCAUUUCAUCCAAUUCAAUUUCAUCGGCUUCUCCUCUGCUAAGUACCUUGAAGCAUAGUGAGUACUCCCUCACAUUAAUAGGCCAAAUACGCGUCAAAUGGGCAUUUAAUUAGCUCUGGGCCACAUACUAGUUGUUGAUUGUGGGGUUGUAUCUUCGCCUUGAGGUUGAUCUAUCGUCUGGCAUCUCGUAUGCGUUGCUCGGGCUGAUUCUAAGUUUCGCAAAGCCUGGCACAUCUUUAAGCAUCGUAUCUGAAUCGUUUACGAAAGUCUCACUUGAUAAUCAAAUCAACUAUCGCAUUAAAGUCGCUGCACAGACUUAUCGUCGAGGAGGAAUAAACCCGGUACCCAAGGGUGCUACUAUUAAGGCUGGUCGAGGUGUCAGGUGGUUAGCCGUUUCCCAACCACCUGUAUUACUUCAGAACUAUAUAAACAGCCAUCUUCUCUCCCAAAUCCUCACUCUUUCUGGUGUCGCCAUCCCGCCAUCAACCAACUCGUACAACCCGCGCAUAACUCGCUAGAAUACUCUCUUAAAAACCAUCAUCAACGCAAGCCGUUGAUCACCUCUCGGGUCAGUUUACGUAUUUAUAUCGUCUUCAAACCUCGAUAUAUAGGAACAAUUAAGGUGAUUAUCUUUACUAUCGAAGAAUCCGCUAGCCGCCAUGUCGACGAAUAGAGAUGCCCGUGGCUCUGUUCAAGAUGCUUCAAGCAAAGGACCCGCCCAAGAGCAAAGACUCCUAUGGAAUCAAGAGAGCGUCAGGGAUGUUGCAGAAUCAGUCGGUAUUCUCAAGUUGAGCGAUGAAGGACUACGAACACUUUCUCAGGACGUCGAGUAUCGGGUUGGCCAAGUCAUCGUCGAGGCCCUGCGAUUUAUGCGACUUGCAAAGCGUACCACAUUAACCGUCCAAGAUGUCUCUCAGGCGUUACGAGUUCUUGAUGUGGAGCCAUUGUAUGGCUAUGACUCUGCACGAGCCCUUAGAUACGGCGAGGCCAGUCUGGGUCCACAAGCUUUGUUCUACGUGGAAGAUGAAGAGGUCGACUUCGAGAAGCUGAUCAAUGCACCGUUACCAAAGAUCCCCCGAGACACAACAUUUACUAAGCAUUGGUUAUCUGUCGAAGGCGUGCAGCCUAACUCCCUAGAAAAUCCCACAUCAGCGGAGUCGCGGGCCCAAGAUCUUCUAUCUAAAGGUCCCGGCGCUAAUCCUGCCCUUGCCGCUCUUUCUGGCCAGGACAAUCCUAACUUCAAACCUUCAGUCAAACAUAUCCUGUCUCAAGAACUCGUCCUAUACUUUGAGAAGAUACAGGCUGCUCUGAUGGAUGAUAGCCCGGAUAUUGAAGUGCAGCGAUUGCGCGAAGCUGCCUUGGAGUCUGUGGCUUCCGAGCCAAGCAUCCACCAGCUUGUUCCAUACUUUGUCAACUUUGUCUCCACCCAAGUCACACAUCACCUAGAUGACAUCUUUGUCUUACGACAGAUGAUGGAACUUACUAACGCCUUGAUAAAUAACGAUCGACUUUUCCUCUCGCCAUAUGCUAGCCCUCUCUGUGCGCCGGUGCUCACAUGCAUACUGGGCCGCAAGAUCGGAGCCGAGAAUGGCGUUGACGCACUUAAGGAACAGUACAGUCUAAGAGAAUUCGCUGCUACACUUGUCGGACAGCUUUCUCGGAAAUAUUCCGACACCAAUAAGAUGCUACGUCCAAAGCUGGUUCGCACAUGUCUCAAAAACUUCCUUAACCCGUCACUCCCACCGUCUGUUUGGUACGGCGCGGUAUGCGGCCUUGGGGCGGCAGGUGGUGCCGAUGUGGUCAAGGUUCUUCUACUACGCAACCUUAAAGAAUUUGAGACCUCGAUGCUCAUCCCCCUACGGCAGAAGAACGAGCUGGUUCCUAAUGCAGAGUUUGAAGCGUUAGUUGGUGUCAUCACAAAGGUCAUUCAGCUUUUAACCGAAGAGGAUGUUCCUCUGGCUAAUGGCAUGAAUGGAUUUUCUAGCGAGAACGAGGCUAGCCAGAUUAAGGCAUUCUUGGGCGACAUCAUUGGCCAGCGCGUUGCGGCCCUAGGCGAUCACAAGCUGAAUCAAGCCAUCUUGGAUGCACGCGACUUUCAGUAGGGUGGUCUCGCCUGGUGAUCUUGAAGAAUGCUAUGAGCACAAUCUCGGUUUAUCAGUAGUCCUACACUACAGUACAAUUUUGGGGAUCAGGUGUCUGGAUUGAUACCCUUUUUAAGAGGUGAAUGGCGUUUCGGCACAGGUUGUUUGGGAUAGGCGGCGGAAAUUGCAACACUUGCAUGGCUGGCUGAGUUGGCCGUGAGUAACACU